Ilex paraguariensis (yerba mate) is the source of this 1209-nucleotide messenger RNA. Lineage: Eukaryota; Viridiplantae; Streptophyta; Magnoliopsida; Aquifoliales; Aquifoliaceae. The record is from the annotation of a GenBank genome assembly.
AUGGCUCCAUCAUUGGAAAAUGAGGUGCCUAACAAAUCUAGAGUCACAGUUGUUGGCAGUGGCAAUUGGGGAAGUGUGGCUGCCAAGCUCAUUGCCUCCAACACCCUUAAGUUUCCCUCUUUCCACGAUGAAGUGAGAAUGUGGGUAUUCGAAGAGACAUUGCCAAGUGGUGAGAAACUCUCGGAAGUCAUCAACAGAACGAAUGAAAAUGUCAAAUAUCUUCCGGGCAUAAAGCUUGGUAAAAAUGUUGUUGCAGACCCGGACCUUGACCAUGCAGUGAGGGAUGCAAACAUGUUAGUAUUUGUAACCCCACAUCAAUUCAUGGAGGGUAUAUGCAGAAAGAUAGUAGGAAAGAUAAGGGAAGAUGCGGAAGCAAUUUCCCUCAUUAAAGGAAUGGAGGUCAAGAUGGAAGGUCCAUGCAUGAUCUCUACCCUCAUAACAGAACAGCUUGGGAUUAACUGUUGUGUUCUAAUGGGGGCAAAUAUCGCUAAUGAGAUUGCGGUGGAGAAGUUUAGUGAAGCAACUGUUGGAUACAGACAGAACAAAGAGAUUGCAGAGAAAUGGGUUCGGCUAUUUAGCACUCCUUACUUCAUGGUCACAGCUGUUCAAGAUGUUGAAGGAGUAGAACUAUGUGGUACCCUGAAGAAUGUUGUGGCGAUAGCAGCAGGUUGUGAUUUACUCAUGCUGUUCCUGCCGUUUUAUUUCUUGAAACAUUUUCAACUUCUUUUUUUGAGUAAUGGAGAAUUUGGUACUGAUAGUACAGGUUUUGUGGAUGGUUUGGAGAUGGGAAAUAACACGAAGGCUGCAAUAAUGAGAAUCGGUUUGAGAGAAAUGAAAGCCUUCUCGAAGCUGCUGUUUUCUUCUGUUAAGGACAACACCUUUUUUGAGAGCUGUGGUGUAGCUGAUCUGAUAACAACUUGCUUAGGAGGAAGAAACAGGAAAUGUGCAGAUGCUUUUGCCAGGAAUGGCGGGAAAAGGUCUUUUGACGAGCUAGAAGCAGAGUUGCUUCAAGGACAGAAACUACAGGGUGUUUCGACAGCCAAAGAGGUUUAUGAGGUUUUAAACCACCGGGGAUGGUUAGAGUUGUUCCCUCUUUUCACAACAGUGCAUGAGAUCUGCAUCGGUCAUCUUCCACCAUCUGCCAUCGUUGAAUACAGUGAGCACACACCCAAAUUCUCCCUGUUGGAAGGCUCUGCUCAAUUUUACUGA